Molecule: messenger RNA, 2204 nt
Organism: Tribolium castaneum (red flour beetle)
Lineage: Eukaryota; Metazoa; Arthropoda; Insecta; Coleoptera; Tenebrionidae
Exons: 3
Coding region: 12-941 (309 amino acids)
Source: RefSeq, a predicted model, not a curated record
AUGAUGAUUCUAUGGUUAUUCCUUUAUCACAACCUGAUAGUGAAUUAUCGUUUUCUUUACCAUUCACGCAAUACCUGGCUCAACAUGGUAUUGAAAAUGAUUAUUCGGACGACAUCUCGUUGACCUUAAUAGACCAGUUUAUUAACGAAGACGAGGCGGUGUCCAAUCCGGUUGUGGAUGAAGGAACUUGUCCCAUCAAUAAUUCGAUUACCGAUGAGUUAAAUGUAUUUGAUAAUGAUAUGGUCGUGGUGGAAGAACCCCCAAUCUCUCCCAGUCCACCACUACCACCACAAAGCCCCUUCGUUGAGCCAGUGUUUACCCGCCCCGUUACACCAAUAUCUCCUGAAGCGGCACCCGCGGUAUUAACUCAACCCCCUAUGAUAAUAUCGCAGGACAUCAUUGACGCCUUAUCGGAGCCUUGGGUUGAGGUGGAAAACAUUAUCAAUGGUAACGUUGAACAUCCCCCUCAACCCAAUUCACCGAUUAUUGAGGAAAAUGAUGUUCUGCCAGAGAGAUUGGUGGUGGUAGAGACCGAAAAUAACAUCAUUCGGUCACCACAACCUUCACCACCACCGUCACCCAUAAUAUUAUCACAGGGCGUCAAUGACAUGCAACAACCAUCUGUCAUUGACGCACUGGCAGAGCCGUGGGUUGAAGAGAGGAGGCAGGGUGAAGAGAUGGAUGUUGAAAAUGACAUCAUUCAACCCUCUCAAUUGUCACCCAUUCUAGGGCAAACAAAUAAUAGGAUUGAGAAUAGGGUGGAGGGUGGAGACGAUGACGACGACGAUGACAUCAUUCCACCCACUCCCCCUCACUCACGAUCAAGGAGGCGUCGGCGCCCUAGAAAGCCUCGUAGACGUUCGCGAAAGUCGCCAUUAAUAUUAAUUAUUAAUAAUUAUAAUAUUAAUAUUAAUAUUAAUGAUGUUAAUAUUAAUAAUUAAUAUUAAUAAAUCCUAUUUCCAUCCCACAAUCAUAUCAAGUACAUUUAAUUCGAACGCGAUUUUCCAAAUUUUAACAUCAUACUACCUACAACACGAUGGCAAGCAUGCUGCUCCUCCUCGAGGUCUUGCUGGAUACCUAUCUCUGAACACAAAAAAAUAUAUAUUUAUAUAGUAUAAAUAAAAGUCAUUCAAAGAUAGUAACAGAAGGCAGCAAAUUUAUAAUUAAACUUUGUUAGUAACCUGUUUAAUUUAUUGAUUUAUAUUUUCAUAAGAAAAUGCAUCACUGUGAAAACUGUAAUAAACAAUUUACAACCCGUCAAUCACGACUACGCCACGAAAAGCUCUAUUGUCAAGUGGUCAAAAAACAGGAAAAUGGAGGACCGGCCGCCAAAAAACAGAAAAUAUGUCAUUCAACUGCUAGCAACAAUUAUAUGUGCGUUACAUGUAAUCAAGAAAUUGCUCCAAAGCUUAUUACGGCCCAUGAGAGAAGUAGACAGCAUAGAAAUAAUUGUCAAAGUACUCCCUUGGAGGAUGGGGUGUUUGCACUCAGCAGUGCAUUUAAAUCACGCAUCGCUUCAUAUAGGAUUUGUGAUGAGGGCCAUUAUAUCGAUUUAAAUGAAUUUAUGGAUAAAAUUCACAAUAAAUUACUUAGACUUAUUGUUUCACAAAUUGAAAAAUUUAGUACAAUCAAAAUAAAUUUGGAAUUAUUUGGAUUGUAUACCAUUGAGUCAAAAAAUAUAUUUGAUGUAAAAUCUUUCAAUACUACUAACAGAAUUGUCACUUUAGGCACGAAUAUUAGGAAUAUGUUGCAUGACUUUCAAGAAGUUAUUAGUCAAAAAAUGAUGGAUUUUUUGGAACGAGAUUCAGGCUGGACACUUGUGAAAAUCUUACAUUUAGAAUUAAAUGUAAACUAUUACAAUCCAUUGAAAGCUUCAUCGUAUAUCCCACUACCGCCAAGCGUGAAAAUGAAGAGGGCAAUAGUUAAUGUUCAAAAUCAGGAUAUUCAUUGUUUUGGUUGGAGUGUCGUAGCAGCAGUGUGUCUACCUAUGGGACCAGAACAUUUACCCAGUUCAUAUCCACAUUGGUCGACACUUUUUAAUUUCCAAGGUAUUGAAUUUCCUGUAAAACUGGAUAGUAUUGCAAAAUUUGAAAGUCAAAAUAAUGUCUCUAUUAAUGUUUACGGACUUGAAUUACUUUAUGUAAACAAUAAGGUAAAAUUUGAAAUUGUGGGACCAUUAUAUUUUACAAACUUUAAGAAACCGG